UGACAUCGCUCCUGCAGACGCUUCAGAGUGAAGCAUUGUGGGAUACACACAACAGCUAUAUCGAAGAUGCUUUGAACAGACAAAAAAACGAUUUAAAGUUUAAAUAAUUAACUAAAUGUCACCAGGAUGAAGAACGUUUUCAUUCUUGCUGACAAAGCCUGGGCGGGUUCUAGCCUACUGUAUAAGUGGCAGAAAACCCUUGGUAACUACAUCGCUGUUGCAGGACAGGACAACUCAGUGAAAAUAUUUGAUCGACACGGUCACAAGUGGACUGAACUCAACCUUCCAGGGCGCUGUGUGGGUAUUGACUGGGAUAAGGAUGGAGACAUUUUGGCUGUGAUAGCUGCAAAAUCCAGCUCCAUCUACCUCUGGGAUGCCAGUGUCAAUAAAACAUCCCAGAUAGACAGCGGAAUGAGAGAUCAGAUGUCCUUCAUUUUGUGGUCAAAGACUGGCCCGUUGUUGGCAGUCGGGACAGUCAAAGGAAACCUGUUGAUCUACAAUCAGCAGACUUCACGCAAGAUCCCUGUACUGGGUAAACACACCAAAAAGAUCACCUGUGGAUGCUGGAGUACUCAGAAUCUACUGGCUCUUGGAAGUGAUGACAACACGCUGAGCAUCAGCAAUCAUGAGGGGGACACCAUCAGACAGACAACACUUCGCGGUGAGCCUGCUGAAAUUUACUUUUCCGUUAUGAAGACAGAUGAAAGGUCCGCUCAAGGAGAGAGCACUGUGAGUGUGUCUGUGGACAAGAAGAUACUGAUGCUUUUCAAUAUCAACGACCCUGAUAACCGGAUAGAACUGACCUUCCAGCGUCCCUAUGGAAACAUUGUAUCCUAUCGCUGGUACGGUGAUGGGUAUAUACUCAUUGGCUUCUCCCAUGGAUAUUUUGUGGUCAUUUCCACACACAUCAGGGAGAUUGGAGAGGAGCUCUACCAGGCUCACAACCAUAAAGAUAGUCUUAACAGUGUGGCCAUCUCACCGGCAUUAAACAAGGCUGCCUCCUGCGGGGACAAUAGCAUAAAGAUCCACGAGCUGUCUGAGCUCAAAGAUAUCAGCAACGUAGUUCGGUUGGAUGAUGAGACUAAAGGUCUGGACCAGCUGAGCUGGACAGAUGACGGCCAGCUGUUGGCUGUUUCCACACAGAAAGGGACGCUCCAUGUCUUCCUGACCAAGCUGCCCAUUCUGGGUGACAGCUUUGGUACCCGGCUGGCCUACCUCACCUCCCUCCUGGAGGUCACCGUCUCCAACCAGGUGGAAGGGGAGACCCCUGUGGCCAUAGAAGUGGACAUAGAGCCCACUUUCAUUGCAGUGGGACCGUACCAUGUGGCUGUGGGGAUGAACAACAGAGCCUGGUUCUACGCAUUAGUAGAUCAAGAACCUGGUUUUCACAAGCUAAAGGACAUUGAGUAUUUGGGGACAAUAGCCAGCAUGUGCCUUAACUCAGACUAUGCAGCAGCGCUCUUUGAGGGCAAAGUACAGCUGCACAUGAUCGAAGGCAAAGACCAUGAGGCAAAGAAACAGAUGAAGUUGUUUCCAGAUGAUGACAGAAAAGGUCGGAUCCUUUGCCACGCCCUCACCACUGACUUCCUGUACUAUGGCACUGAUUCAGGUAAUGUUGUAUGUGUCUUGGUGGAGGACUGGGAGACUGUGAGCAGCUACAGCCACUCAGUUGGUGUGAGGAGAGUGUUCCCUGACCUAAAUGGCACACGGCUGGUCUUCAUCGAUGAUAAGAACGGCGGCUUCCUACUCUCCCCUGCAAAUACAACAGACACCUGCUUUGAACUCCCCAACUUCUCUCCCACCAUCACAGGAGUGUUGUGGGACAACUGGCAUGCUGACAGAGGAGUGUUUGUAGCUUAUGACAAUGACAAGGUCUACACCUACGCCCUGCAUAAAACCACCGUAUACGGCCCCAGAGUGGUGUUGGUGGGGAGCACCACGCUCCCCUUUUCUCAGAAGCCUUUGCUCUUGUACAAUGGGGAACUGACUUGUCAGACAGCAAGUGGUAAGACCGGCGAAGUGGCUCUGAGCACACACUCCUUCCUCAAGCAUUCAACCGGCACAUCAACAGAUUCACCGCAGGGGCUCAGCAAGCAGCUCACCCAGGCACUCAUGCUCAAGAGGUUCCAUGAAGCCUUGGAUCUGUGCAAGUCUGCAGGCGGUGACGCAAACUGGGCAGAGUUAGGCAAAGCCUGUCUGGUCCACAUGGAGAUCGAUCUGGCCAUCCAGGUCUACCGCAUGAGUGGCAAUGUGGGCAUGGUCCUGUCACUGCAGAGCAUCCAGGGUACAGAGGACAUGAAUUUACUGGCAGGACACUUGGCCAUGUUUCUAGGUGACUACAACCUGGCUCAGGACCUCUAUCUGUCCUCCAACUGCCCAAUUGCUGCUUUGGAGAUGAGGAGAGACCUGCUGCACUGGGACAGCGCUCUUAUGUUAGCAAAGAGGCUAGCAGAAGACCAGAUUCCUUUUAUAUCCAAAGAAUAUGCCGUCCACCUGGAGUUUAUUGGGGACUAUGUGAAUGCAUUGGCACACUAUGAAAAAGGCAUGACCCACAAUAAUAAAGAGCAUGACGAAUUGUGCCAAGCAGGUGUAGCCAGGAUGUCCAUCAGGAUGGGUGACAUCAGGAGAGGAGCUGCCCAGGCAAUACAGCACCCAAGCAGAGUCCUCAAGAAGGAAUGUGGAGCCAUACUGGAGAGCAUGAAGCAAUUCUCAGAAGCUGCUCAGCUCUAUGAGAAAGGCCAGUAUUAUGACAAGGCUGCAUCCGUCUACAUUCGUUGCAAGAACUGGGCGAAGGUGGGAGAGCUGCUCCCACAUGUUUCCUCUCCCAAGAUCCACCUGCAGUAUGCAAAGGCCAAAGAGGCGGAUGGCAAGUAUAAGGACGCAGCACGGGCCUAUGAGAGUGCAAAAGACUGGGACAACGUGAUCCGAGUGCUGCUGGACCACCUGAACAACCCAGAGGAUGCUGUUCGCAUCGUCAGGGAGACGCAGAGCAUCGACGGAGCAAAGAUGGUUGCCAGGUUCUUCCUGCGGUUGAACGACUACGGCUCAGCCAUCCACUUCCUGGUUCUGUCUCAAUGCAAUGAUGAAGCUUUCCAGCUGGCACAGCAGCACGGACAGAUGGAGGUCUAUGCAGACAUCAUCGGCUCUGAGGCAACGCAGGAGGAUUACCAGAGCAUUGCUCUCUACUUUGAGGGAGAGAAGAAACACCUGCAGGCUGGCAAGUUCUUUCAGAAGUGUGGGCAGUACAGCAGAGCCCUGAAACACUUCCUGAAGUGUCCCAACACAGAUGACAACCUGGCAGUCGAGAUGGCUAUUGAGACGGUGGGUCAGGCCAAAGACCGCUCUUUGACCAGUCAGCUGAUAGAUUACCUGAUGGGGGAGAGCGAUGGUAUGCCCAAGGACGCCAAGUACCUCUUCCGUCUCUACAUGGCCCUGCAGCAGUACAGGGAGGCUGCUCGCACCGCCAUCAUCAUCGCCAGAGAAGAGCAGUGUGCAGGGAACUACCGUAACGCCCAUGACGUGCUGUUCAGCAUGUACACGGAGCUGCAGGCCCAGAAGAUUAAGAUCCCUGCUGAGAUGGCAACCAAUCUGAUGAUCCUCCACUCCUACCUACUGGUGAAGAUCCAUGUGAAGAGAGGAGACCACCUAAAAGGGGCACGCAUGCUCAUUCGUGUCAGCAACAAUAUCAGCAAGUUUCCUGCACAUGUUGUUCCCAUUCUGACGUCAGCGGUCAUUGAAUGUCACCGCGCUGGACUGAAGAACUCAGCCUUCAGCUUUGCUGCCAUGCUGAUGAGACCAGAGUACCGAAACGAGAUCGACCCAAAGUACAGGAAGAAGAUUGAGGCUAUGGUUCGACGUCCGGAUACAUCGGAGCUGGAGGAGGAAACAACCCCGUGUCCCUUCUGUGGCUUCCAGCUACCACAGAACGAACUGCUGUGUAUUUCCUGCAAGAACAACCUGCCCUACUGCAUUGCCACGGGUCGUCACAUGCUGAAAGAAGACUGGUCUGUGUGUCCUCACUGUGAAUUUCCCGCUCUCUACUCGCAGUUCAUUCUGUUGCUGGAGAUGGAGACAGUGUGUCCCAUGUGCUCUGAGACUCUGAGUGUCAAACAGGUGAAGAAGAUCUCUGAUUGUUCCAAAUACCUGCAGACUGAUGAACUGGAUCAAUGAGGGAAAAGAUGUGUUUAAAUUACAUAAAUUAUAUAUUUUGGAUGGAAUUUAUGCAGCUUUUAGUUUUAUAUGACAAACAGUUUCAAAGAUUAAAAGGAAACUUGAUAUCAACCAAAAGACAAUAAAGCAAAUAAAAAGUGAUUUAUAUUCAGGUGAAAUUGUAUGUCAUGUGUAAUAAAACCUUUUUUCACCCUUUAUCCAUGUUUGUUAAAAUCAGUUUGUCUUUUUUGUUUUUUUAUAAGAUCAAGUGAAUUUUGAAUAACCAUUAUAAACUGAGCGGCUUAAGAUACAUCGAGCGUGAAGCGAUAUUUCUGUACCAGUGAAUAUUUGUAAGAUUAGCAUGAUUUAUCUUUUUCAGUUUUAUUUUUUAAGUCAGUUCUGCAACUAAUGACAGUUUAAUAUCAAAUGAUUGGCCGUAUUUUCUCUAUUAAUCAGUUGGUCUAUAACAUAAAAAGAAAAUAUGGAAAAUCGUCAUAAAAUCAUAAAUUCCAGAAGCCCGAGCCAACAUUUAAAUGUCGUUUAAAUCCGACCAACAAUUCAAAACCUAAUAAUAUUCAGUUUACUAUGAAAAGACUAAGGAAACAAGUAAAUAUUAACAUUUUAGAGGCUGAAAACUUGAAAUGUUUAAUCGACUAUAAAAAUUGUUGAGGAUUUAUUUUUUGUCUAUGGCUUAGUUGGUGUAACGUUUCAACUCUACUCGGGGUGACAAUGCUGGGACAUCACUGUCCUCUAUAAUUUCUGAUUAUUUAGUGACAUAUUGUUUAGAUUUGCUUUGUUGCAGUUUAUAAGUAGU
Xiphias gladius (swordfish) is the source of this 4963-nucleotide messenger RNA. RefSeq names its product WD repeat domain 19 (gene wdr19). Gene Ontology annotation, biological process: cilium assembly; intraciliary retrograde transport. Lineage: Eukaryota; Metazoa; Chordata; Actinopteri; Istiophoriformes; Xiphiidae. Gene Ontology annotation, cellular component: cilium; intraciliary transport particle A. The record is from RefSeq and is a predicted model, not a curated record. The coding region runs from base 127 to 4170 and encodes 1347 amino acids. The transcript is spliced from 36 exons. Gene Ontology annotation, molecular function: protein binding.